Molecule: messenger RNA, 1414 nt
Organism: Dicentrarchus labrax (European seabass)
Lineage: Eukaryota; Metazoa; Chordata; Actinopteri; Moronidae
Product: alpha-1-antitrypsin-like protein CM55-MS
Exons: 6
Coding region: 32-1279 (415 amino acids)
Biological process (GO): negative regulation of endopeptidase activity
Molecular function (GO): serine-type endopeptidase inhibitor activity
Source: RefSeq, a predicted model, not a curated record
UCCAGCCUGUGCUUCGUCGGACAGGUUCACAAUGAUGCACGCAGCCCUGAGUAUCUGGAUCUUGUCAGCAGUGAUCUGCGUGGGGCGAGGCCAUCACCACAUAGGUCAUGUCACCGUCGAAGAUCCGGCAGAACAAGACACUGCACUCAGCUCCAACAGCAUCUCACGGGUGACUGCAGCAAACAAAGAGUUCUCCUACCGUCUGUACAGGAAGCUGGCAGCUCAUGCUGACUCGCAAGGCAAAAAUAUCUUCUACUCCCCAGUUAGCGUGUCUGUUGCCUUGGCUGCCUUGUCCGUAGGAGCUCGGGGGGACACCCACCGGCAGCUCCACAGUGGUCUGGGUUUCAACAACACCCUGCUGACGCAGGCAGAUGUAGAUCAGGCCUUCCAGGUGCUCCUCAAUCGGGCUAACACCACAUCUAGUGAAGACAUCAGUGCGGGGACCGCCGUCUUCGUGGACAACAGCUUCAAGCCUCGGCCCGAGUUCCUGGAGACCUUGAAGCAGUCCUACUUUGCAGAUGGGUUCAAUGUUGAUUUCACCAAAACCGUGGAAAGCGCCAACACCAUCAAUAAGUAUGUGGAGGAGAAGACCAACGGGAAGAUAGACGAGCUGGUCGGCAACCUGGAUCCAAGCACGGUCAUGUAUCUCAUCAGCUACAUCUACUUCAAAGGAAAGUGGGCGACUCCAUUUGAUCCUGAGCUCACCAAGCAGGACAUGUUCAUGGUGGACGAGAACACCAAGGUUCCAGUGCAGAUGAUGAAUAAUGAGGGACGCUUUGAUACAUAUUACGACCAGGGGAUUAACACAUCAGUCCUCCACCUUCCCUUCAACAGCACCUACUCCAUGCUGCUGCUGCUGCCUGACGAUAUGGCAACACUGGAGAACACCAUCUGCCCGGGUCAUGUCACCAAAUGGCUGAAGUGGAUGAAGCCCAGGACGUAUGACGUAUUUGUUCCAAAGUUCUCCAUCAAGAGUUCCUACAAACUGAACAACGUGUUGACUGAAAUGGGAAUGACAGACAUGUUUGGCGAUCGUGCAGACUUGAGCGGCAUUGCAGAGGGGCAAAAGCUGGCAGUCUCAGAGGUUGUGCACCAAGCUACCCUGGAUGUGGAUGAGGCCGGAGCCACCGCUGCAGCCGCCACAGGCAUCGGCAUCACACUUCUGUCCUUCCGCCACGUCCCAGUCAUGAAGUUCGAUCGUCCAUUUAUGGUUGUCAUCGCUGUCCGCGACACAGAAAACGUCCUCUUCAUGGGAAAGAUUAUCAACCCGAACAUCUGAUGGAAUAAACACUGUGUUUACACAAACACAGCUGUUGCAUCACUUAUAAAAUACUAAGAAAAACAUUUGUCCUGUGGUCUCUUGCUUUAUGAAAAUAAAAGACAAUAAAUUCAGGGACUGUGGAGCAUUUUUAAA